This is a messenger RNA of Pungitius pungitius (ninespine stickleback), 3480 nucleotides long. RefSeq names its product plasmalemma vesicle associated protein a (gene plvapa). The coding region runs from base 546 to 2504 and encodes 652 amino acids. The transcript has 6 exons. The record is from RefSeq and is a predicted model, not a curated record. Gene Ontology annotation, biological process: positive regulation of cellular extravasation; regulation of vascular permeability. Lineage: Eukaryota; Metazoa; Chordata; Actinopteri; Perciformes; Gasterosteidae.
UUAAACAUGGCAAUGGCUUAUUAGCUGGAAAACGGUGUUUUUUUGGUGUUCAAGUGCGUACUUAAGAUUGCAUGCAUGCGGCUGGUAAGUGGCGAUAACCUCUGCCCAGGGAGGUGCAGCCAACGGUUCGGGGCACCGGCUGCUGCAGGGAGGGGACUGAGUCCAGGGCCACUUCCCAUCGGGGGGAAGUGUGUGGCCAGAGGAGUUUAUAAAGUACGACACAUGUUUACACCUCAGCCACAAUCUGAUCAAUUCUCAUGAUAUCAACACUCCUGAGAGGAAACGUCUGGUCCACGAGGGUAGAGCCAUUGGCUUUGUUAGAGGGAGGAACGCGAGCUCUACACAAAGGCUCUGUGAAAUCCACCAGCUGCUCUGAAGUAACCCAGCAUUGAGUUAUUCAAUCAUUCAGAGUGCAGAGCCCUGAGAGGGAACUUGUCCUGCCUCUGGACUUGCAGAUGGACAUCGCUUGAACUUGGCUAGCCACUCAUCGUAAUCCACCAGUUUGUACCGAUUUCUUCUGACCCUCACCUUUGCCAUCAGCAGCCAUGUAUAGCAGUGGCUACUCGCAGGUCUUUAAGUCGAGCCCGCAGGCCCAAAAGAAGAUGGUGUACCGCUCCAAAGGCAAAAGCUGCGGCUACUACAUGCGUAUUGUCUUCUUCUUCUCCUCACUCAUCCAGUCCCUCAUCAUAGUCAGCCUUGUGCUCUUUCUGGUCUACGGUAAGAAGCAGGACUCGGCUUCCACUUCGCGCAUCCACGACCUGGAGGAGAGCUUCAGCCGACUGUCCUUAGAAAAUGUGGCUCUGAAGCAGCAGAGGAAGAACCUGACCAAUUUACUCAACACCACCCUGACCGAGAAAAGCCGGAACGACUGGGACCUGAAGAAUCUGCUCACCCUCUCCAACAUGUCACUGCUCAUUAUCACAGACACUAAGGCAAAACUGCAACAGUGCUCCCAGAAUAUGCUGCUUAAUCAUCCACAACAACAACAAAGAUUUUCCCCAUUCAAAACUCCAGAUAAUUGCAACUGUGACCUGAUGACGCAAACGCUGAAAACAAAGCUCGUGCUUGUGGAGUCCAACUUCACAGAAACAACCUCCGGGAUGAGGGCUCAGCUGGACAAGACCACCAAAGAGAGGGACACCAUUGACUUGGAAGUCAUCCGUCUGCGGAGGGAGAUAAACAUACACGAAAAGGAGGUGGAGUUACUUAGACAGAAAUGCAAGGAGGACUUUUCGCAGUCCUUGAGUGGUAUCUCCGACGUCUCCAGGGCCUUCCUACAGAAGAUCGACUCCCUCUUCCCUUCACACAUCGCCUUCCAGCUCACCUGUCCAAAACAGAGGGAACACCUGGAGCAGAUCCGCACCAAUUGCUCCAGCUUGUCCAGUGAAGUGGAGACCAAGUUACAGCAUUACCUGGAUGUUACGGGGAGACAGAUAACAGUCAUCGUGGGUGAGAACAGCCGCUUGAAGGCAGAGAACUGGCGACUGUCUGAGGACUACCGCUCGUGCAGCAAUAAACGCGCAGACCUGAUCCAGCAGAACAGGAAGAACAUAGACAAGCUUCAGGAGAAACACGACGAGGACAAAGAGGCACUCCUGAAUGACAAGAUGAGGCUAAUAGGAGUAUUAGAGGUGGAGAAGAAUAACGUCAAGUAUCAUAGUAAAAAAAUGGAUGAGCUUACAGAGCAGAUCAAGAAGCUCAAUGUGUCCUGCGCAUCUAAGACAGGGUUUGGACUUCAAGGAGGCCCUGCUCAGUCCGGGGGGGGCGUGGGUGGAUCCAACUCUGGCUUAGCCAGCCCUUAUGGUGGGGGUCAACUUGGUAGGUCAGGGUCAGGUGGGUUGAGUCCAGGCUUUGGGUCAGCAUUAAACAAGCCACCAUCUACUGGGACGGGUUCUUCAAGCUCCUCCCUCUUGUCAACAGGCGUAGGUGGCUCUACUGGGUCCGAGAUCCCUAAGCAAGGAUCUACUGGGAUAAGUAGCUCUACUAGGUUCACACAUCAACAAAUCAACAAGCCAGUAUCUACUAGUCUGGGAUCUUCAAGCUCGUCAACAGGGUUGGGUAGCUCCGUUGGAUCCACGUUUAAUAAGCUAGGAUCAACUGGGACAGGUAGCUCCACCGGAUCAGUAUUGAAUAAACCAGCAUCAACUGGGGGAAUGAUCCCAUUCCCAGGGUCAUAUCCCCAAAGCUCAGGUGGGACAGGUUCAAAUAAGCCUGCACUGAGUGGGAAAGGUUUCACACCUGUAGGAUCAGCUUCGGGUUCAAGCUAUGGGUCAUUCCCCGGGUCGACAAAUAAAGGUGUGCCUACCAACUCUGGAACGUCUUGGUCUGCUCCGGGUAACUCCGGGCAAAGUCAGACAGGAAGUGGAACAGGGGCAGGAUCAUCAACUGGGAACAGUGUUGGACAGAGAAGCGUCAAUAUUGAUCAGCACCUUCGAGAUCUGCAACGAUUCAUCAACCCUACUGGCCCACAGGAUAAACAAGAUCUCUCCCGUAUGUUGGGUUAGUCCAUCUUGAAAAAAACACAACAUAAAAAAGAUGUAUCGUCUGUAUCAUUUAUCUUAAGCUUAAUGAAAGUUUUUAAAACAUUUUAAUAUAUAAAUGUAACAUUUUUGACAUUAGUUGUGACAGUGUAUUCAUCAACAUGCAUUUAAUACAGUGCUUUGAAUCAAUCACGCACUUUUGAAUGUCAAAUGUUUGUGUGUUAAUGAUUGUGUAUGAAUAAGCACAUCUUGUAUUUUUAGACUGUGAAUAUAGAAAUUGAAACGCUUUCUUUAAAUGUAAGUACAUUAAAUGAGCCUGCCUCCUCUAUACAAACAAAACUAAUUAAGAUAUAUUAUCCAAUGAAGAGCCGGAAGCAACUGUUUGUCCCCAUGUGCGUCACCUAUUGUGUUACAUAUUGUGUAAUUACCUACAAAAGGCCCUCUGGCCCCUCCUGUAAUGUUUUAGACGAGAUUUGCUGGCACCGGCUCUUAAUCCCUCGAGCGUGUUUAUGUUGACCGGCCAACCUGUCAGCCGUCCUGAGGCAGGGGGGAACUUUUUGGAACACUCUUGUAUACAUGCUUUUGUUAAAAACAAUGUGCCAUCACUUAACUGUGGAGAACACGGAUAUCCAUUUUCUAAAUAAAAUCCUAAUACAUCUCUUACAAAGAACACAGAACAGAGAAGAGCUCGUCUUUACCAUCUGUCAGCCAGACAGAUGACAGAUGGUAAAUGUAAACUUUUCUGGUUUUAUAAAAAAAGAGACAGAGAGGAAAAUUGAAAACUAUUCCUGGGUUGAUGGUGUGUAUAAAUAAAUAACCACUAUUUUAACAUUUGUGACGUAUGGAUUCAACUCCACCACAUAGCAGGGAAACAGAGCAUCAUGAGAACAGACAAACAUCCUGUUCUUUGCACUGUGGAAGGAUGGGAACGUUCUUUUAAUUCAAGAACCGAGAGUGUAUUGUGUUUGGCGCCAAUUAAUAAAAACAGCACUUAGACUUA